GCUCCUCCCACCCCCCCUUUUCCUUGAGCCACCCCUGUUGUGGUUGUAUCAGGCUUGCCUUUUCCGCCUGACCUUUUUUUCUCCCUCCUCGUCUUAUCGGUGGGAACUGCAAUUUAAUCGGAUCCGAUGUCAUUCCUUCCUUAAUCCGCCUCCAAUGCCGACCCCGAGUGACAACACACCACUCUUGACUGCUUCCUCAAUCGUUGAAGAAAUCUCCGCUCGCUCUACCUGCCCCCCCGAAGUUGAGAGAUUAUCUUCCUUGAGAGACUCGCGGGAAUCAUCCACGACAAUCGCGGAGAGUGAUGCUCCCGAUAGCACGUUCUCGCCAACCGUCGCAUCAACACAGACCGCCUUGACUCCAUCCGACGAUGCAAUCCCUUCUUCAAAUGCGGACCCCGUGAGGGGUGAGUCAGUAACUAGUGUCCCCAUGAAAGGCGUGGGAAUACCUGAAGAGGAACCAGCUGCGAGGAGACUGAGCCCUGCUGCGGAGCCGUCAUGCUCUGUCGCCCCAUCGUCAUCAGUCCCUUCCCCGUCGGCUACUUCCUUGUUAAGCUAUGAAUUCUCCAACAUUCGGCUUCUUCCUAAUUACACGUCUUCCUUUUUGCGCCCGGGGAGCAAGUUUACUGGCACACAGCAAUCAGACAGUCAUGUAUAUAGUGUUGAUGUGGAGAUCAAGCACGUUGAUAUACUCGAGUCCUAUCUCUGUGGAUAUCUCCGCAUACAGGGUCUCACUGAGGAUCACCCGACUCUAACAACAUUUUUCGAGGGGGAAAUUAUCGGACCUAAGCAUUCCUUCAUAACCAGAAAUGAAGCAUGGGGUGCGACAGAAAAAUCCGAUAUGCAACAUUGGGCCAAGUUUCCUCCUUGGAGGUCGCAUGUGAAGCAGAACAAGCGGCAGGAAUUCACACUGUGGAACUAUGCCCAGCGUGACCACAUAUUCAUGCGGUGGAAAGAGUACUUCCUCGUCCCUGAUCAUCGUGUACGAUCGAUUUCCGGGGCGAGUUUCGAAGGCUUCUACUAUAUCUGCUUCAAUCAAGUGGAAGGAACGGUAGCUGGGAUAUACUUUCACGCAAAAAGCGAGAAAUUUCAACAACUCGAACUCCGGCAUGUCCAAGAUCAUGGUUGCGCGCCUGCCAUGGAGUUCCGUUGAUUUUUGUGCGAUAUUCCCCGGCGGUUGACCCCACCAAGACUCUUCUUACUUCCUGCUGAUUUCGCAUGCUUCUACUCCUUUCUAAUGGCUAUUACAUGGUUAUGUUCACUUCUCGCCUCCCUGGCUGCGAUGGCUUCUGUCUACGGCGGGUUCAAUUUCACGGUAUCACUAUUCUCUAUGUCAAAAUUACCGACUUAUUACCCCGCUCUGUUGUUUUCAUGUCGCGAUGACGAUUUUUCUUUCCUUCUUCCGGAUGGCGCAGGU
This is a messenger RNA of Aspergillus sclerotioniger CBS 115572, 1414 nucleotides long. RefSeq names its product GID4/VID24 family protein. The coding region runs from base 155 to 1150 and encodes 331 amino acids. Gene Ontology annotation, biological process: protein catabolic process in the vacuole; protein targeting to vacuole; proteasome-mediated ubiquitin-dependent protein catabolic process. The transcript is spliced from 4 exons. Gene Ontology annotation, cellular component: GID complex; extrinsic component of membrane. Lineage: Eukaryota; Fungi; Ascomycota; Eurotiomycetes; Eurotiales; Aspergillaceae. The record is from RefSeq and is a predicted model, not a curated record.